This is a messenger RNA of Cladocopium goreaui, 418 nucleotides long. NCBI's taxonomy places the organism in Eukaryota, Dinophyceae, Suessiales, Symbiodiniaceae. The record is from the annotation of a GenBank genome assembly.
GCUCAAGGCGCUUCCGCCUGUGAUUCGACGCUGCCCCUUUUUCGGUGGCUCCGCAGGGCAGGCAUGGGUGAAAGAAGACAUACCAUUUUGUUAGUGCAGUUUGAUGAUUCAAAAGACGCAAAGACCUAUAUGGAUUAUCCUGGAGUUCGAGAGGCCAUGGAUGGUGUUUGCCAACUCUAUGAGCAAAGCCUCAAGGCAAUGAAUCCGGGCCUACGGAGCACCACCUACGAUGUGAACGACCUGUUCAGCUUCGUGGAUGCUGUGAAGGACCUGAGUUGCUUGGUGUUCAACCCCAGAUCGAACGCAUAUGUGCCACACAACAAGGACUGGAUCAAGGUUGAGGUCUUCAACCAUCUGAAGUCGCAAGUGAAGUCCUGAGAUGGAAGCAUGAAGAAACAACAUUUGGAAAAUGAUGGCC